GGAGCUAGGACCCUGAAGAAAGGCAAAUAGUGCUGGGCUCUCGAGGAUGGCUGGAGAGAGCUUCGUCCCAAGCUGAACCUGGGCAUUCAGCCUGGAGCCUGACGAAAUAUGCUAGUGUUUCCCGGGGUCAGAAUAGUGAUUAAGGUCGGACUCCAGGAUAACUUUGGAACUGAAAAGCCUGAUAAUUGGGUUAUGAUGAAUUCCUAAAAUCUGUACACCUGUUACCCUCAGGACUGAAGUUUGUAGCUGAUACUUCUUUCCUACUGGUCAAGUAGCUGUGCCCAGGUUGUGGGAGAAUAUGGUCCUUAUUGAGGAAAUACAGGUCAAGCUCAAAGGGGAGAGAUCGAGACCUCUGGGGCAGCGACGCAGAAACCCCUCGGCACUAAGCUGGUGAGCGUCCUGUGUGAGGGAAGGGCUGGUGCUGUUUCCUGGGGUUUGCAGUCUGCGUGAGUAGCUCGCCUCAGUGUUCUGAGGGCAUCGCAGGCAAAGUUUCCUGGUCCUGCAACAGGGCAGUGGUGUGGUAUUUCUUUAAAACAAAACCAAAACUGCUUUUAACAAAGUUGAGGAAAAUAGAGAAUACUGAUAUUCUUUAUCCAGAAAGCUCUCAAACUAGACCCUUUAAAAUCUUCCUGCUAAAAAAAAAAAAAAAAUCUUCAUGCUGCUUUUCAGGAUACUAUUGGUUCACUGAUUAUUUUCUCUUCCCUUAUAAUAGAAUCACUUAGAACAUUUACUAAGAAAUCAAAUUUGUCUAAGUUACUGAAUUUAUACUCCUGGGGCAUGUGUACCCCAACAUGUUUAUGUGUACAUCUUAUGUAUAUUAUCUAUAAUUUAUACCAUAUACGUGUCAUUAUUUCUUUUUGGUAUUGUAAAUAUUAAUCCUUCUUUUGCAGAACUAUUUUAACCCAACCCAACUCUUUCUGUUUGUUUUUUUGUUUUUUGGUUUUUUUGAAGACAUAUUAAGGCAAAAUGGAAUUACUGGUUAAAGGUAGUGACAUCUCUAGGGAUCUCAAUACAUUUUUCUCAGACGCCUUCUGGAAUCCCACUUGUCUGCGUGCCUAAGAGCAGAGUAUCCAUACCUGUCUCACCAUUCUUGCAAGAAUGAAUGCUAACUUACAACAGCUUGGUCUACCUAAUAGUAAAGGAAGAUGUCUCAUUUUUAUUCACUUUCCUUUUACUGGUGUUGAAGGUGGAUAUGGUUUCUCAUGGUGUUUGACCCAUAAUCUUAAGAAAAUAGCUUUUUGGGGGAGCAAACCUAAGACAAAGCAACUAUGACCAUUCCCAGUUAACCCCGUGACACUGAUAGCUUUGUUGCAUUGGUCCUCGGUCUUGUAGACUCUGUUAAGGAACUUUUGUUUUCUUUUUUUAAGAAGGUGAGUGUUGAUUAUGGUCAUAGAGAGGGCCGAGCGUGUGUGUAGGACUGACUCAGGGCCCUGCCGCUUAGUCUUGUGUAAGCCUGAAGAAGUUACCUCCUCCCUCCAGGCUUCAAGGUCCCUUGACCAUAAGACGAGGCUGACAGCCCUCCCGGUAAUUCUCACGAUGACACCAUGUACCAGGCUUGGUGAGGCUUCCGGGGAAAGGUAGCUACAGUACUUGUGAAAGCUGCCCCCAAACUGAUAGGAUAAAUCCUCCUCCACUGCUCUCCUGUUCCCCAAUAUGGUGAAAGAAAGCGCUACUUCCAGGGCCACUGAGCCUGAGCCACCACUCCAAGGUCACGACAAGACUUAGGCUUUCCUUCCAACCCUGCGGUUUUGUAUCUGCCUGCCUGUCGCUCUAGGGAUUAAUAAUGUAGAUGUUCAAAGCUUUCUUUCACUGAGCAUUCAAUUUUUUGCAUAAUGGAUUUUUGAGACUCCAGUAUUUUUUGGAAGAAUUUAAAAAAUAAGUUUCAGAUUUUAGAUGCCAUGUGGUCUUCCACGCCGGGAUGUGCGUGGGCCACACCAGCCUGGCUGACCCCGCCGACCCCGGCGGGUGAUGUAGUAGGCCGCACACCCCAUCGUCGGCCCUGAACUGCUUUCUCUCCCACGUUCCUGGGCUUCCCAGCUGCCGGCCCAGGCCAGGCCCCAUUCCGCCAGCGGCUGAGCUGCAGAGCCAGGUUCCGAAAUGUCAGCCGUCCUGCGGGAGCUGCUCCGCGUCUCGGAGAAGGCUGCCAACAUCGCCCGGGCCUGCAGGCAGCAGGAGGCCCUCUUCCAGCUCCUGAUAGAAGAAAAGAAAGACGGAGAAAAGAACAAGAAGUUUGCUGUUGAUUUCAAGACGCUGGCUGAUGUCCUCGUACAGGAAGUCAUAAAACAGAACAUGGAGAACAAGUUUCCAGGUUUGGGAAAAAAAAUUUUGGGAGAAGAAUCAAAUGAGUUUACUAACGAAUUGGGGGAAAAGAUUAUCUUGAGGCUGUGUCCGACGGAGGAAGAGACAGUAGAGCUUCUUAGCAAGGUCCUUAAUGGGAACAAGCUGGCGUCUGAAGCACUAGCCAAGGUCGUUCAUCAGGAUGUCACCCUUACAGACCCAACUCUUGAUUCGGUAGAGAUCAACAUUCCUCAGGACAUUUUGGGAAUCUGGGUGGAUCCCAUUGAUUCCACUUAUCAGUAUAUAAAAGGUUCUACUGAUAUUAAAUCCAACGAAGGAAUCUUCCCCAGCGGGCUUCAGUGUGUCACCAUUUUAAUUGGUGUCUAUGACCUACACACAGGGGUACCCCUAAUGGGAGUCAUCAACCAACCUUUCGUAUCACAAGACCUAAACACCCUCAGGUGGCGAGGACGCUGCUACUGGGGCCUUUCCUACCUGGGAACCAACGUUCACUCCCUGCAGCGCGCCGGGCCCGUGGGGAGCAGCGGGGAGCCCCGGGCGGCGGGAGGCGCGGGCCCUGAGGCGGGGCAGCCGCGCGGGCUCUCAGCCGUCAUCAGCACCAGUGAGGCGGCCACCGUGAAGGCCGCCGUGGGCCGCGUGUGCGGGGAGCGCGUGUUCCCUGCAGCCGGCGCGGGCUACAAGGGCCUGUGCGUGGUGCAGGGCCUGGCCGACGUCUACAUCUUCUCGGAGGACACCACCUUCAAGUGGGACUGCUGCGCGGCGCACGCCAUCCUGCGGGCCAUGGGCGGCGGCGUGGCGGACCUGCAGGGCUGCCUGCGGGCCGGGCUGGGCGCAGGCCUGGAGCCGCCGCAGCUGCGCUACCACGCAGCUAACCGGGGCGCUGCGGGCGCCGAGCGCUGGGCCAACAAGGGCGGGCUGCUGGCCUACCGCUCCAGGGAGCGGCUGGACGCCUUCCUCGGCCUGCUCAUCCCCAGCCUCGCGGCCGUGGGCACCCCCACCUAAUGGGCCGCGACCCCCUGGGACCUAACGGGCCGCGACCCCCUGGGACCUAACGGGCCGCGACCCCCCCUGGGACCUAACGGGCUGCGACCCCCCUGGGACCUAAUGGGCCGUGACCCCGCCUGGGACCUAACGGGGCACGACACCCUGGGACCUAACGGGCUGCAACCCCGCAGGGACCUAACGGACCACGACCCCCUGGAACCUAACGGGCACGACCCCCGCACCUAACGGGCCGCGACCCCCACACCUAAUGGGCCGCAAUUACCCUGGGACCUAACAGGCCGCAACCCCCCUGGGACCUAACGGGCACGACCCCCCCACCUAACAGGUGUGACCCCCGCACCUAAUGGGCCGCAACCUCCUUGGGACCUAGCAGGCCGCGACCCUCCCCCUCCCGGGACUUAACGGGCCACGACCCACCCCCGGGACCAAAUGGGCCGCAACCCCUGCACCUAAUGGGCCACAACCCGCCUGGGACCUAACGGGCUGCGACCCCCGCACCUAACGGGCCGCAACCCACACCCCCCGGGACUUAACAGGCCGUGACCCCCACACCUAACGGGCUGCAACCCCCACCCCUGGGACUUAACGGGCUGCGACCCCCCCUGGGACCUAACGGGCCGCGAUGCGCCCCCCGGGACUUAACGGGCCGCAACCCCCCUGGGACCUAAUGGGCCAUGAACCCCCUGGGACCUAACAGGCCACGACCCACCCCCGGGACUUAAUGGGCCGCGACCCCCCUGGGACCUAAUGGGCCAUGGCCCCCCUGGGACCUAACGGGCCACGACCCCCGCACCUAACGGGCCACAACCUCCACACCUAACAGGCUGCUCCCCUCCCCGCACCUAGUGGGCCACGCCCCCCACCCCAAGGCGACACCCACGGGCUGCUACACCCUGGCCGGCUUGGCACUCGGCCCGUGGCCCGCAGCCCCGGCUGCUCACACCGAGGCCUCCACGGAGACCUUGGGCCAGCUACUCAGAGACCUCCGUGAGCCAUCGAGCCAACACAGCCCUGCUCAGUGAUGCCCCUCCAAGGACGCAGCCCUGCUCGGUGGCGGCCUUCCAAGGACCUGUCCCUGCUCCGCGGUGCCCCUUCAAGAGCCCAGCCCUGCCCCGCGGCCUCAGGUGGCCCGUACCCCUGCCGGGGUGCCGCGGCCAGUGUCCUCUGUGGGGCCGUGGGUCUCUCUGUUGUCUUCAGCAGCCCCAGUGAGGCCUGGGCUUUGCCGGGAGGGGUCCAAACCUCAGCCCUGGGGUCGCUCUGCCCGGCCCUCUGGGGGCAAGGGGCACUUCAGCAGCGUCUCCCAGGGGGCUGUAAGGACAGUCGAACCAACUACGCUUAAAACCACCACUGUGCUUGGUGAUUGGCUGCUGGCGCCCGAGCUCCAUAUUCUUACCACUUACGUUGUCUUAAAGGUGGAUUUAAAGAAAACUGAAUUCAUUCUUCACACAUCACAUUAAAAACAAAAGCCCAGAAACGGGUCCUGCUCUCUGAUAUGUGCCAGAACGGAGAGAACUAGAAUAUGGUUUAAGAGGGAGGCCAGGGGGCUCAGUGGUGGAGCGUCUGCCUUGGGCUCAGGGCGUGAUCCCGGGGCCCUGGGUCGAGUCCCCAUUGGGGUCCCCGCAGGGAGCCUGCUUCUCCCUCUGCCUGGGUCUCUGCCUCUCUCUGUUUCUCAUGAAUAAAUAAAUAAAAUCUUUAAAAAUAAAAAGAA
This is a messenger RNA of Nyctereutes procyonoides (raccoon dog), 5011 nucleotides long. It is a transcript of the gene INPP1, whose product is annotated as inositol polyphosphate-1-phosphatase. The coding region runs from base 2098 to 3300 and encodes 400 amino acids. Gene Ontology annotation, molecular function: inositol-1,4-bisphosphate 1-phosphatase activity. NCBI's taxonomy places the organism in Eukaryota, Metazoa, Chordata, Mammalia, Carnivora, Canidae. The transcript has 5 exons. Gene Ontology annotation, biological process: phosphatidylinositol phosphate biosynthetic process. The record is from RefSeq and is a predicted model, not a curated record.